AUGGUCUCAAGGUGCAGAACAUUGGUUUUUGGUAAUGUUAUAGGAUGUAUACGAGUGAGGCAAUAUAGAUCUAUAUUACCUGGGAAUCCAGCGAAGGAAUAUGAAGGACAUGAAGUUUCGAAAAAAGUAAAAUGAGUUCGAUCCGCAAAGUUGCCAGACUGGAUGUUAAUUCGAAUGGCGUCUUCGAUUAGCAUAAAAUUGGGACCAAGCGUAGGCAAACAGCUACUGAUAAAGUAUAGAGGCGAACGGCGAGAUGAUUGUUAUCCGAGGAAUGCAACCGUCACUGACCAACAAAUAUGUGUUGAUAUUGCUCGUAUUCUUGGAAAUAAUCCUUCGCGUUAUAAUGCUGCCAAGCAAUUUUACUUAAUGCUCAAUGAAAUGCAUUUCUGCAAGCCAAAAAGCGAUGCAUUGAAUGUUUUGUUUGGUUUUUGGGUUAAGAAGAAUAAUAUUGAGAAAGCAGUUGAUGAACUGGAGGAUUUACUGCAUCGCUUGAAAUUCAAAUCUAUUGGAAGCAUUCUUUUCGUAGUCAUGAGUCUGAUAUGUUCUAGAGACAGCCUUGUAAUGAAAUAUGCAAAAACCAGACUUCAAAGAAUUUGUAUUAUUGGAUGUGUUUUACUGGACCAGAAUUUGCCCAUUCGAUUUGCCGAAUUGCUUCAUAAGGAAGAAUUUUUAUUGUGUUUCGAAGCUGUGAGGUUUAUUUGUUCUGUUGCAGCUUCAAAACGGCGGCCCGACAUGUUGUUUAAUUUAUUAGAUUGCCAUGAACUUUUCAAAUUGGACAACAAAGCUCGUAACUAUAUCUGCAACGCACUUGUAGUUAUUUAUGGUAAAAAGAGAGAAAUCGAUGGUUUGAACAAAAUCUGGCAUUCUGUUAACAAUGAAAAAAAUUUAGAUGAUUUCUUAUCGACGAUGAAUGCAUUAAAACAUUUUUAUAAAUGUUUACGAGUUCAUUGUCCAAAAAUAGAUCAAGAAUAA
Dracunculus medinensis (Guinea worm) is the source of this 972-nucleotide messenger RNA. Lineage: Eukaryota; Metazoa; Nematoda; Chromadorea; Rhabditida; Dracunculidae. The record is from the annotation of a GenBank genome assembly.